ACUCGAGACCGAAUAUCCUGCCCUCCAACGCAUGGGCUAGUUUCCAGGCUAGCACAUGUGUGUUUAAGAAAGGGGACAAUGGCCAGUGUUUCAGUGUUGGAUGAGUUGAACUGUUCAAUCUGUCUUGAUCUACUGAAGGACCCGUCGGCUCUUACCUGUGGGCACAGUUUCUGUUUGAAAUGCAUUACAGGCUGCUGGGAUCAAGAAGAGCAGAAGGAUGUUUACAGCUGCCCCCAGUGCAGAGAGUCCUUCAAUCCGAGGCCUGUUCUACGCAGAAACACAAUGCUGACUGAAGUUAUAGAGAAGCUGAAGAAGACUGAACUGCAGUUUGAUGUUAAGGCUCCUUCCUGUGCCGGACCAGACGAUGUGGAGUGUGACUUCUGCACUAGAAGAAAACAUAAAGCCAUCAAGUCGUGUCUAACAUGCCUGGUCUCCUAUUGUGAAGCUCACAUUCAGCCUCACUAUGAAGUGCCUCGCUUUAGCAAGCACAAGCUGGUGAAUCCCACCUCACAGCUACUGGAGAAGAUUUGCUCAAAACAUGACCGGAUUCUUGAGGUGUUUUGUCACAAUGAUCAGAAGUUAAUCUGUCUGCUGUGUUCAAUGGAUGAUCAUAAAGGACAUGAGACUGUAUCAGCUAUAGCAGAAUGGACCGAGAAGCAGAAAACAUUAUUGCAUUUGAAGGGGAAUAACCAGAAGCAACUCCAGCAGAAGGAGAAGGAGUUGGAGGAGGUGAAACAUGCUCUGAAGUCUCUACAGGCCACCAUACAGGCAGCUGUUGAGGACUCUGAGAUGAUGUUCACUGAGCUGAUCAGCUUCAUGGAGCAGAAGCGCUCUGAGGUGACUGAGUCGAUCAGAGCUCAGGAGAGGGCAGAGGUGAGUCGAGCUGAAGGACUCCUGGAGCAGCUGGAGCUGGAGAUCACUAAACUGAAGAGCAGAGAUGCUGACAUGGAGAAACUUCAGCCAAUCGAGGACCCCAUUGAUUUCAUUCAGAGUUUCCAGUCCCACUUCACUUCCUCAUCUCUGGCUAAUAUUCUUCCCAAAGUGACUUUUAAGCCACAGUUCUCCUUCAGUGAAGUGGUGAAAUCAGUGUCUCCAUCUCUGAGAGACCAGACAAAAUGUUUCCAUCAGGCAGUAUUCAAAGUCACAGGCUUCAUGAAGGGAGACCUGGUCAAACUGAAGACUCCUGACACCAUUUCCAAGUCCCUUUACUGUCCAUACGGCAUCCACAAAUAUAAUAUCAGUGUUGGUGGUGUGGGUGUGCUAUCAGAUUUGAUAGGGAGAGAUUACAUGACUGUUAUCUUCCCUGACCAUCCUGGCUGGUUGGGGAGAUCAUCUAGGCUGGAACUGGUAUUUGCAAUUAAUUAAAAUUCAGGAUAACUUACAGGUACACUCACAGUGACAUUAUAUUCGACCAGCCAAACCACAAUAUUCCUCUAAACAGAAUGGAAAAUGUUUUGUUUAUGUAAAUGUGUGUCUCUGGUUUUGUCACUCUUUUCUGCUUUCCAUACAGCACACCAAUCUGAAUUUAAUGCCAUGUGCAUGUCAGCUUUGCCGUUGUACACUAAAAAGGACACUUUUUUUUUUUAGUAUUUGUGAUGAAUGAAAUGACCGUGUUCAUUGGUCAUUGAGUUGUAUUUCAAGAAGACUGUUUUCCAUUGAAUUUCUAUUCAUGUGAUGUGUAUUGUAAGGGAAAUAAUUUAUAUGUUGUUGUUGUUGUCGUCCAGUGUAAUCUGUGGAAGCUUAAUAGGAUAUUGUUUAAAUGGACAUCUCCUUGCUCUAGUUCCAUGAAACAUUGCUAAUAAAUUUGAA
This is a messenger RNA of Sardina pilchardus (European sardine), 1809 nucleotides long. RefSeq names its product E3 ubiquitin/ISG15 ligase TRIM25-like. The transcript has 6 exons. Bases 79 to 1365 code for a protein of 428 amino acids. NCBI's taxonomy places the organism in Eukaryota, Metazoa, Chordata, Actinopteri, Clupeiformes, Clupeidae. Gene Ontology annotation, molecular function: zinc ion binding. The record is from RefSeq and is a predicted model, not a curated record.